This is a messenger RNA of Paramecium primaurelia, 2771 nucleotides long. Lineage: Eukaryota; Ciliophora; Oligohymenophorea; Peniculida; Parameciidae. The record is from the annotation of a GenBank genome assembly.
AUGAUCUUCUAACUCCGAUACAAUACAAAAUUGUCAGAAUCUUUGAAUAACAGCAAAGAUUAUCAUUCAAUUCAACAUCCUAAAUGGAUUGUACCUAAUACCCAUAGAAAUGAUCAUUAAUAACUAACACAUAGAAAUAAACUUCUUCCCAAAUAUCCUGAUGACAUGUUGUUGUGCUUAGUCUCCAAAGGACUAGCUCCCAUUAACAAAAAGAAAAUGAAAAAUCUACUCAUAAAUGAAACAUUCUCUAAUAACAAAGAAUUCCCUCCAGAUAUGAAGCAAGAACAUCCAUAUUACAAUCUUAAACCAAAUCCAUCUUUUUCAGAAAUUGACAAACGUAAUUUCAAUUUAUAUACUCUAUAGAAACCAAAAAGGCUUUACCUCCUCUUUAGUUAAUACCUAAGAAACCAUCAAUUCGAAUACAAUCUAGAGAGAAGGAGUCGAAUGAAUUAUAUUCAUCCAAAAGUAGUAAAUUAGUAAGUCCAAGAAUUCAGAGAAAAAGCAAUAAGAAAACACCUGUAUAAUCACCAGAAAAGGAUAAAAUAUGUAGAACAUCUUCUACACCAUUUAUAUAUAAGACUCUGUAAAAGGAAAAUUUGACUAGCAGAUCUGGUUCUUCAACUUAGCGAUCAAAGUCAAAAAAUUAAAAACCAUAAAAAUUGAUAUUCUAAAAUUCUAAAUAGAAUUCAGGAAAAGAAAGAAAAUAUACAUAAAAUCAAAACAAAGUACUUACUAUCUAAAAAUCUUCAAUUAAGAUGAUAGAUCCAUAAGAGAAGAAACUUCAAGUUAAAAGAAAACCAAGAUAGACUUAAACUAUUUAAUAAUAAUAAUAAUAAUAAUUAUUAUAGAUUAUAUCUAGCAAAUAAAAUACUUAACCUAAUAAUAAUAACCAAAAGUAAACAACUUUAAUUUCUUCAAAUCAAUAAUAAAAUUUAUUAAAAGAUAAAUUACAAUUAAGGCAUACGUCUUAUAGAUGCUUUUUAAAUAAAAUAAAUUUUUCAAAUAAUUAAUGCAUUCAAUCACCAAACAAAAUGGAAAUUCCUGCAUAUUACUUUUAUGUUGGAAAAGGAAAUAAUGCUAGUUUGAUUAAAAACUUAUUUCGUUAGAGAUGGUGGUGGCAAGAAAUUGAAACUAUGGAUCUUAACAAAACCAAUAUGAUAUGGACUCAAUUAAAAUAAAACAUUUGCAUUGAAAAUUUAACAGCAUUUAAUGUUAUAAGUAAUGAUUCAAAUUACAAUAAUGAUUCUUUUAUUUAAAGUAUUGAAGAUACAGUGGCUGAUUCUAGUGAUUCGGAAUUGGAAAUGAGCAUCAAACACAGAUCUGUUCCACUCUUUAACACUAAUUUAUAAGCCAAAUAAUCAUUUUAAUAAAUUAGUAAUUUAAAUUAAUUAAAGAGAAUAUUCAAUUAAAUUGAACUUUAAAAACUAUUAGCUUAUAUGAAAGAUAAUAAUUUAUGGGAUUCUUAGUUAGUGUUCAGCGAUUGUUCUGAAAAAUUGCUCUUAAACAUCAAAGGAGUACAAUAUUAAACUAUAAUUAUUAGUUUCACGCAUCAACUAAAAUAGAGAGUAGAAAUUAUAGAAUGCAUAAUCAUAUGUAAGACAAUUGGCAUUUGGGAAAUAAGAAAGCUUUAUUUUAUAAUAUGAGGAACUAUUUUAAAAUAAUUAAGGAAGAUUAUACAAAAUACAUUCCAAUUACUUUUCAUAUUCAAUAAGGGACAGUUGAUCCAGAAUAUCUUAAAUUUGUUGAUUAUUAUAACAAAAGACAAGAAGAAAUAAGAGAAUAAGAGAAGAAAAUUUAUAUGGAUUAUAGGAAAGAGAAGAAAGUGAAACCAAUAAAUUUAUGGAUAGUAAAACCUGGAGAAUGUACAAAUAGAGGAAAUGGAAUUACAGUUUGUUAAGACUUAAUGGAUAUAAAUAAGAUAAUAAUGGAAGAAUAGCCUGAUGGGAGAUAGAGAACUUAUAUAAUUUAAUAAUACAUAGAUAAUCCAUUUUUAUAUAAUAAGAGAAAGUUUGAUAUUAGAUGUUAUAUGCUUCUUACAUCUUAGAAUGGAAUAUUAAAAGGAUAUUGGUAUUAAGAAGGAUAUAUAAGAACAUCUUCAAAGGAAUUUACUACCAAGUGUCUUAACAAAUAUAUUCAUUUAACAAAUGAUGCAGUUUAAUCAAAAGAUGAAGAUUAUGGUAAGUAUGAAUUUGGAAACAAGAUUUCAUUUUUAGAAUACUAAAGAUAUCUGGAUACAUUUCAUAAAGAAUAGAAAUUAAAUUUCUUUGUUGAUAUCUAUCCAAAAAUGAAAUAGAUUGCUUUAGAUUUGAUGAAAGCAUCAUAUGGAAAGAUUGAUCAUUAAAGAAGAUCAAAUAGUUUUGAAGUAAAUGUUAAUAAUAAUAUUAUUAAUAGCUUUUUGGAUUAGAUUUUAUGAUAGAUGAUAAUUUUAAACUUUGGUUAAUUGAAGCAAAUACAAAUCCAUGUCUAGAAUUAUCAUGUCCACUUUUGAGUAAAAUAAUCCCAACCCUUGUUGAAAAUUUGUUUAGGUAAUUUAUACUUUAUAAAUUAGAAUUGCUAUAGAUCCAAUUUUUCCUCCUCCUUUCUUUGAGGAAUGGCCUCUGAAUAAAAAACUAUUUAUUCCUGAUAAUGUAUUGGAAAAUAAUAGAUUUGAACUUAUGUUUGAUGAAUUAAUUGAUAAAAAAACAAUGAUCAACUUAUAUAGGGAUAAUAAAAUUGAAUAGGAUUGUUUUAAGAUAGAGGAGGAAGAAGAAGAAGAAGAAGUGAAAGAUUGA